GAUGUUUUGUCGUUUUCCUGCUACCUUCGCGGCACAAGAGCGUGUUUAAUUUUGCUAGAAAUCUAGGUAGAAACGAUGGACAGGAUAAAGAAAACACUCGGGGUCCAGCCAGAUGCAGAGGAGCAGGGCAUUGUCGCUGAGGACACUCCUCUGUUUCAGAUCAAUGAAGCAACAACAAUGAGUUGGACAACCAGACUGAAGUGCUUUGUGGCUUGUUUCUGCCUUGGUGUUUUCUUUUCUGUUAUAGGUACAAUAUUGCUGUGGAGGAAUCUGAAAAUGUUUGCUGUAUUUUACACUCUUGGAAAUGUUACAUCUCUUGCAAGUACAUGCUUUUUGCUUGGACCUGUCAAACAGUUAAAGAAUAUGUUUAAAGAGAAAAGAUUAAUUGCAACGAUAAUUAUGCUGGUUUCUUUGGCUCUCACACUUUGUGCAGCACUAUGGUGGAAGAAAAACGGACUAGCAUUGUUAUUCUGUAUUAUACAGUACUUGGCAAUGACUUGGUAUUGCCUGUCUUACAUUCCAUUUGCCAGAAAUGCUGUCAAGCGGAUAUUUUCAUCAUGUUUGUCCUAAAGUAGACAAAUGAACAGACUCUUAUAGCUAGAAACGAGAUUACCCAUGCUCUCUACUUUAAGGGUAAAAUUAUUUCAACUUUUCCAUUUUGCAAUCUGGUAAGCAAUCUGGUAAAGAUGUUACAAUUUGCUACAAUAUAUUUAAACUUGACAAUUAAUUGCUGCGUAAUUUAAAUCCACUUUUGUUGGUUUUUCUCUUUGUUAGCAUUUUGGGUUAUUUUUAAGGCUCUUCUGUAAAAUGCUUCAGGAAAGGCAGAGUCAAGAAAAGUGUCAUUCUUCCAGUUCUUCACCAUGUGACCACCAAUUCUUUCUUGACUCUGCAUGAAUGAAACCCAAUCUCUUGUUAUUUAUGGCCAUGGUAUUUUUGUAUUAAGAAGCUUAAAGUCAAAUGUAGCAAUUUGGGUAAACCCAUCAUUAUAACCGCCUUUAAACUACAUACUUUUGAUUUUUAAGUUCAGAAGCAGUGUUCUGUUUUAAUAAAAAAUCAUAAGCUGAUAGAAUAAAAUGAUUCUCUAAAACUUUUGUCAUGAUUUCUUGAUUAACCUGGCUGAGGAUUUUAGGAAGCCUUUCUUGAAGAUUAAUUAGCUUGUCGCAAAAGUAAUAACGCUCGUUGCAAGCGGUGUAAAUAGUUGCUUUUCUUGAUAAGACGUAACUUAAUUGCUUACUAAACACGGAAAUAGUUGACAGUUGCCUUUCUGCUUUUGAGAACGUAGAGUAAAGAUAUUGAAAAAGAGGGUCGUAAGUACUAUUGUGUUUUAAAGGGCUUGUGUCCUUCCAAAAGUUUCCAAUGGACAACCCCUUUUUUCAAUUUUGCAAACAAUAGUGCCCCCCCCCAAUAAUUCUGUUCUUCCUACGGUACUAGAAUAAGUGCGUAUAAUUUGGCUUGUAUCUAAUGGAAAGGAAUGCCUAUCGCGACUUUUCCUCCAGUAAAAGUUUCUUCAUCCUUUCUUCGAAGAAAGCUCCCCUUGUUGAAAAAUCCAACAACAAUUUACUGUCUGUAGGAAAUAAAAACACGAAGCACAAAUUCGCGCUUUAUAGGUUCUGUUAAUACCUUAGUUAAGGAGCCUGGCUAAAAACCCAACAAACCAGACAUUCGAUAUUUUGUAGUCAUUUAUUGACAUCGUGUAGAAACUUCAAAAUAUCUUUGCUUUUUUCAUAUUUCCAUAUAAGUGGCUAUCCCGAACCUCAAUUAAUGCUGCAAUUGGAAGAAAUAGUUGUAACAUAUUCUAUCACAUGUUUUACUUGAUUUGAAUAAUCGCUAUAAAUAGAUCACAUAGCAGUUUCAGAAUUGUAUUUCUCUUCCUUUUCACAACUCCUGUUCAUUCUUUGUUUAAAUCUCAAUAGUUCUAGAUUUCAUAUCAAUUCUUUCGUGUUAUCUUCUCAAAUUUAUUUCACGCGUUUACAGCCUUGCAACUGUCUUCGAGACGUUUUUCAAUUUAAAAAUACUAUCUAGAAAAGUUUCGAUCUCAAAAGGAAUUAAGUAAGAAAAGCUUUUACUUGCAUAAAUAUUUUGUAGCUCUUAUAUUUGCAUAUUGGGUAGUGAAAUACGAAUAACGGCAAAAGACGCCAAAUCUAAGAAACAAAUUGAAUAGAAAGGGUUGUGUUUUUAUGUCAUUCAAACGCGGUUUUCUGGUGUUUAAUGCGGUUCUGUGAAAAACAAUGAAACAUGGAUGCACAAUUUCGCAAAGUACAAAAAUCGCGCAUUAAUCAUAGAAAAAUAAAAUAAAGAACUAAGAUAGUCUAACUAAAACCCCUCGAUUUACCUCUCGACUUUUCGCAUCCCGAUUCUCGGCGGAACGGGCUCUGUUGUCCGAAACAAGACCACCUUUGACAAGAGCAAGUCUUGAUGUGGCGAAUUAGCCGUCGCUUCUACAUUUUUACCUUGUUUUAGUACUGUUUCUAGCCACUUUUCAGUUACAGCGCAGCCAUUUUAGCGUUUAAAAUUGAUGUCCAUCCAGCAUGAAAAGGGGUUAUUCGUUUUAAGUUUUCGCAAAAACUUACUUUGAUAUAUAAGUUCAUUCGAUAUAUUUGAGAUAUAUAAAGUCUUCCGCAAACCCCCUACUCCUCCAGUGAAAUUAUGUUUUGCCUUUUUUGCUUCUAUUAAGGAAAGAGAUUACUUCUAUUAAUGCUCCAGAUUGGUUGUAUAGCCUUUAGGAGUUAACGAUUGAAGAUUGAAGAUACUAAAAUUUCUUGGCCAGGGGCUUUGCUGUAAGAUAAUAACAUAAUAUAGCAAUUAUUAUACAACAGUGGCCUUUAAAACGUAUCCUAUUAUCUCUGUAUUUGUCGAAUAAUUGUGAAUUUGGGCCCUUUUCCCUAAAAAAACUGAAUUUCUGCCAGUUGAUGUUCAAAUUUGCUUGAUAAUCAACGCGCUUUUGAAUAAAGUGCAACCCAUUCAAAAGGAUAAGCUUUUAUGUAUUGAUUCAUUCACUAUUAACAACUUCGCUUAAUCACGGUCAAUAGGAGAUGAUUAAAAAAUUCAAAUGCUGAUGUAUUCAAUUCUCAAUUUACUACAUACAGACGGGUAGGUUGGGUACAAGUCACAUGAUAAACAUGUUUGCUGCCUACGAGAAUGCCCUCGUGUUGGUGAAAGGAAUAUUGUGUAUCUGUCUAUAUCUGUGUAGGUUAGAUUUUAAUACAGAAAAUGUUUUCUUCGGACUGAUGACAGCUGAAGUAUUAGUAAUUCUCUGCCUUUUUAUGGCACAUAGAAGUUUGUUUAGCCUAAGGCUAAAUCUUUUAUGACGAUUUGCCAUUAAAGAUUGAUGAAUCCGUUAAUAACAAGCCGUUUGUAGUUAUUAAUUCGUAAUUAGCAGGAAGGUUCCUAUUGCGGGUUUUCCAAUUGUUUCAUUUUCCAGUUCUUCUGUAAAGUUGACCAAAGCUGAAGAAAACCAUCUGGAUUCUCAAGGAGGAAGCAAGACGUAAAGAAAGUUAAGAAGUCAGACAAAACAAGUAUCGAUUCGCUCACAAAAGCAUCGCCACCCGUCUUCAGCACUAACGCCCUCUGAUAAAUUCAACAAUACUAAUUGCGCACAUGAUUCAUUUAGAACGUGAUGUCAUGUUCAAGGAAUUGGGCUUUGGUAUAACAGGAGAUUGUUUGAAUAGCUGUUUCAUAACUCUGAGAGCUUAGCAAGACGAUACAACAGCCAGAAAGAAAUUAUCCAUGUGGUAUCGAGAAAACACAGAACGACGAAAUGAAGAAGGGAAUUCAAGGAUUUCAUUUAAAAGUGUUUGCGGAAGAAUCUGACAGAUUGUUUAUUGAUCCUAAAAGGCCUGUUAAAGGUGCUGUGAGGCUGAAAUUGAUAAGAGAUCUGACCAUACAUUCGUUAAUGAUUGGAUGGAGUACCACUUACCAUUGCCAAGAGCUCGUCCAGUCCAAAACAAGGAUCGGCAAACAGUUUUACAUCGAAACCAUACACAGCCUUAUUGGUGAGAUUGAGUCAUCGAAACUUGAUUCACUCAAAGCUGGUGACCAUAUUUUCGAGUUCAAGAUUCCGAGCCAGGCCCACCAGUUUGAAAAGAACGAGAAUGUUUCCAACUCUACAACAUUGCUGUCUUGGCAUAACCUGAAAGCAGCGCUAGUGGACAAGCAAGGGGUCAUAUGGUAUGCUGAUGUGGUCAUCUGUGACCAUAACAAAGAUCCUUCAAACGAAUUGACAGCAAAUAUUGCUAGCGAAAAUAUCAAUUUAAUCGACAGAAGUGUUUCACCAGGCGGGAACGAAAAGAGCUGCCCGGUACACCACGGUGGCUCGUCAGAAAGUUGGGAGCCCCCCAUUAGCCAAAAAGACAUGAUGAAUCGUAACUUAGAUCUCCAAUGCAGACUGUUUUGCCCUUAUUACAAGCAGGGGGAGGCUGUAACCUUCACUGUGCAAUGUAGGAAUAGUUCAAACAAAGGAUAUAGACACCUUUGUGCAGUGCUUGUAGAAAGAAGUUCUGCCGAUGAGAAAAACCAGCACGGUAAAUCCAAAGUCAUUUCGUCAAUUACUGGUCCUUCAGUGGCACCAAAAGAAAUCGUUAUCUGGAACAGUCAACUACCGUCACCAGCCCCUUCUGAGGAAAGUGCCGGGCGGUGGUACACGUUAAAAGUGGAGCUUAAAAGCAGGUUUUCAACAAAAAAGACUUACAGGGUUCCAGUUGUUAUCAUGGAUCACCCAUUGACACCGAUGUAAGACGCGGACGCCUCAAAAUAUAAUACAUAAGUGGGAAAUCGAACGAUAACAAAGUUAGCCAAUAAUACCUUUGAAGCGUAGAGUUUCGUUAGGAUUAGUAAAACUCUUAUCUAGAUAUUUGGCAGUUGGUUGGGCUGUGUUUGAAAGCCACUCCCACCACCCAGGAAAAAAUUCGUGGCCUGCUUCUACGAGAAGCAAAUACUCCUUUCGCAGCUUGCACGGUGGUAAGCAGAUCAAGUAUCGGGAAACCUCCCGUAUACAAAUAUGCACACAGAGAAAAUGUUUGGACGUUACGAGUGUUUGAAAAAGUAGAGGGGCACGGAAAUAUGAGAGCUCCUUGACUUUAGGGCCCCUUUAUUGCACCUUUUAUCAAAUAAGGGGUACCCUGACCAUGGUACUUCUUUCUAUAAGAGACCCAAUAUUCACAUUUGACGGCUGGUAAGAUAUUAUAAUGUUAGAUACAAUAAUCAGCAGUUUUACUUAAGUAAAAUAGCAUAAAAUAUUUGAUGAGUCAAUUUUUAGGGAAUGAUCUAGCUCAAAUGGCACCUUAUCGAAGUUUUUAAAAGGUUUGACAGCACAUUGUAACGGUGCCCCACCUAAACCUAGAUUUUCACUACGUUUUCAGUACAGAACUUAUAUCGAUGCAAACAUAAACUUUAAGACUGUACAGAAGAGCUGAUAAUUAAAAUUUCGACCUACAAACAGAGUUCCUGAUAGGCAAUACAAUAAAAAUGUAGAAAAAUAGAACAAAAACUCGCACUCAGCUUUUUCGGAAAUAUAUCAAUUCUAUUGCAUCACUGUUUUGCUCCAAACAGCUGAUAACAGAGAGAAUGAUUUUCCUUGAAAACCAUUUGUGAAAGCAAGACUCUCACAGCAAUAUAUUCUGUUGUAGUUCGUUCAAGAAUGUAGAUAAAAGUUUUUAGACAUAAACAUGUAAGCUUGCUAACUGUAAGGAGCCUGAUCGAUCAUUUGCGGUAAAAAGUGCACUGCAAUGAUAAUCCCUCAGGCAUACGUAAAGCUUCCAAUAACAUACAGCACUAACAUAUUUUAGCGGCGAAGGUGAAGAAUCCGGUUUAGAUAAUCCGAUUAACCUCAUGUCAUACACGUUGAGGAGUUUUUGAUUGCAUCAACGAAUCGUAAGUCGCCUAGGGUCAGGGAACGCUCUCCGAGAAAUAUGACAUCAAGCAAAACAUGAUGCCUCUCCGGAUGUUCAUGUCCGCCUAUUUUAGCUAUGAAAGAGCCAUAUGGAAAUUGAUAAAUACAGUUGAUGUGAACGUGUUUUGUUU
Rhopilema esculentum is the source of this 6018-nucleotide messenger RNA. RefSeq names its product vesicle transport protein SFT2A. Gene Ontology annotation, biological process: vesicle-mediated transport. Gene Ontology annotation, cellular component: membrane. The record is from RefSeq and is a predicted model, not a curated record. NCBI's taxonomy places the organism in Eukaryota, Metazoa, Cnidaria, Scyphozoa, Rhizostomeae, Rhizostomatidae.